CACUAAUGUUUUAUCUCGCAUUUUUAUCUUUUUUCUCUCUUUAUUUGUAUAUGUCAUCCUCUGUCUACCUACUUCAUUAUAUUUUCAUGCAAAAUGACAUUUCCGUCGUGUAACGGGAGAUACACGGUGGUACGGUCGUCGCAUUGGUUCAGGAUCCGAAUAAUGCGCGAGAACAGUUUCGGACGUUCGAAACUCGUCGAGUCUUGAGGCACAAGUGUCAUGCGUCAGAAACGAUUACGCUGCUUUCGACAAUUAUUAACGGGACCGACGUGAAUCACGCGUAAUCACACGUAUUCAACGUACGCAACGCGACGCGACGCGACGCAACGCAAAUUGUUUUUCAGGAGUCGAAAUAUAUCAUGGAGUUGUGCAUUUAGCGUCGAGAUCUGAACGUCAUCGAUCAUCGCUCGUCGAGCAAGAAUCGCAUCUCUCAUUAUGAAGGUUAUUAAUGUCGAUUGACGUUGAUGGAAUCGAGUGUGCGGUUAUUAGAGAUCGGAUAGAAGAACUGUUUGGUGAAUUCACUCGGUGGGAACGGGACGAUCGAAACCACGUCGUCGCACCAUGGAGAAGUUCGUGAUCGAUUUGGAUAAAGUGCUCAAUGAUUUCGAAUUUAACGAAGAUUGCGCAGAGCAGGUAACGUCGGUUGCGGCUUCUAUGAUCGAUGCCUCGUCUGCGGAGAAUCUCACCAGCGAGUCUGUGCCGCCGAAGACAUACAGCUUCAAUCCUGAGAAGAAUAUUGCGAUCGACGUGAUACCUUCCUUCGAGAAACACAGAGAUACCCGGCCGAUAGACAUCGAUUGUAGGCAUUCGUUCAGUGAAAGAAGCGUAGCGUCGGCAUCGGACGGCAGAGAUCUCAUAAACAAUUUCCCUACGCACGAUCAUGUCACCGACAACAAGGCAACGGGACAGAAGCUGUGCAUACUCUCUCGCACUUCCGAUCAGGUGUCUUCGAUGAUGUACAAUGACAUAUCACACAAUCUGGCGCAGAAGCCGCCAAGCAGCGACUCGAAAGACGGCGACAGAUAUGACAAGAAGCUGAACCAGCCAAAUAUCAAGCCCAGCAUCAGCAACGUGUUUAACAGCUUGAACGAGUACAUUAAUGCGCCCACUAGGAGCUUGGACUACGUUGAGCCUGUGCUCGACAAGACGGACGAUCUAGCCAAAGUGCCCGUAGAUACCAGCACUGUGAAGAAGGACUUUAGAUCGAGCAAGGCGAUCAACAAGGACGCAACUGCGAAGGAAAAAGAAACGACUGAUGCGAUCGACACAAGUGCCGUGGAUUACAGAGACAAUCCGCCAGUAAAAUUAGGCGCGUUCCUCGAGAUUGAGACUGGCGACAAGCGCGAUCACGCGAUAACAAAUAUUGCGCCCAUUAUGCAGCAUCCCAUUCUGAUGCAGCCUGAGAGGGAUAACGGCGAUGUCUCGGCUUUCACAUCAAGUGCAGCCGUUCUGAAACACGACAAUGCUGCUGUAAAUAUAGAAGUAUCGAAUAAUGAGGCAGCUGUUAGCGAAAGGGCCACGCUUAGCAGCGGCGCAUUGUCCGAGGAAAUUUCCAAAAAUACAAUUGAUAAAGAAAACCAAUUAGAUUCGAGGAUUCAAGAUCCGGUUAGCAAAUGUAUACUCGUCGAUAGUAAGGAGGACGUAAUAGAAUGUCCGAAAUUCGAUAGGAAUAUAAUGAACAACAGAAGUGAUAACGAGGAGGCGGCCAAGUGUUAUGACGUUCUCUCCAGUGUGCAUGAGACGCACACAAUCGAUGUCACGUGCGAUGAUUUUUCUGAGAAAGAGCUCAAUCGAUAUCUAUUAGAGCUGGAAGAGGAAGAGGAGGAGAGAGCCAAGACGCGAAAUACGUUGUGCGCGGAUGACGCUCCGUCAUUGUCAACAUUAUGCGACGACUCGAGAGACGCCAAAGCAAAGCCCGCGAGUCAACGUGAGCGAGAUGACGAGGAUAUCAACGAAGCGCCAAUAUUCGAGAAAAUCAUGAUCGGUGAGCUUCCAAAAAUCUCGGAGGAGGUGUUCCAGGAGAAGGCGAAGAAAUUUCCCGUAAUCGAUUACGGCACAAGCGCGAAGUUUGACGAAAACGUAAACGUUUUUGCGAGGAGGACGGAUCCACGAGAGUUUAACGAUACGGCGAAAGUCGUGUCGAAUGAGAGAGGCGAUCAAUUAAAACGCGUAGAAAAUAACGAGCUGAGUAGAGCGAUAAAAGAUAACGAUGCAACUAGGCCAGUCAGUCAAGAUGUAACGGCGCAUCAGAAUACAGCGAGAGAGCCACAAGCCACGUCCAGCAUUAUCGUUAGAGAGAAAGCUGCGCUGAAGCCCGAGAAUGUUGAGGAGCAAUAUGAUACGAGCCACAACAUGUUAAGUACGAUACAGAAUAUUAAUAUAGGUACGCAAUCACAGGGUAACGAUGACGACGUCGUCAAAAAUUUACUGGAAAGUCGUAACGAGAGGGUACACUGCCGAGAUAUUACGGAGAGCAACAAAGAAGACGUUCACGAUAAGCGAACACACGACGGUAAUGCGAUUUCCAAGACGGAGAUUGUAUCUAAGAUCGCUGAUGUUUCUGCAGUCCCUCAAGUGGAUGAAAAUGGCCAGGAAGCUGAAAAGCCGUCUCGCCCUCAGACACUGGACAUUGUCUCAACGCACAAUAAAGAUUCUCAUGUACUUGAAUCUUCGAGUGCCACAUCUGGAGAAGCUGAACCCUCAGAAACGGGACCUGUUGUUGAAGAAGAUCGGGGCGUUUCGUCAGAUGUUUCUGAUAAUUCUUUAAUAGAAUGUAACACAGUCUUAGGGAAGCAACCACCGUUCUGGGUUCCGGAUAGCGAUGCACCUAGCUGUAUGUUGUGCGACGUUAAGUUUACCGUACUUAAAAGGCGUCAUCAUUGUCGUGCUUGUGGCAAGGUGCUGUGCAACAAAUGUUGCAACAUGAAAUUCAGAUUGGAGUAUCAGGGGAACAUCGACUCUCGCGUUUGCGUUUCGUGUUAUCAUGUACUCAUGAAAGCAGAGAGCGAACAGGGGACGGGCGACUGGCCAACCGGUUAUAAUUCAUGCGCUGGUUGUAGUGACGUCAAUUCCCCGCAGGGGAGACAGCCUAAUCCAAAUAAUCCCAUGGAGUACUGUUCAACUAUACCACCCUUGCAACAGUUAGCCGGCGGCCUACCACCACCGCCAACAGUGAUGGUGCCCGUGGGCGUUCUGAAGCGGGAAGGCUCGAAGCACCGCGCGGAAGGACAAAAAUCUGUGAUGUUCAGUGAUGGAAUAAGGCCUGGCUGUGACCUGACAGAGCUGGACACGUGUUGGGAUCCCAAGCCGCCAUACCGCAAACAGGGAAACAAGCGGGUUCUCGCGUCAGGAUCUGCAUUGGCCGAUACCGCGAUGAGAAGGCAGAGUCAUCCCCCUCUGGACAACGUGACCAACAGCUAUAUACCGCAUGAUCCUAAUUUAUUGCCUCCUACCGUCACCAUACACAAAGGCCAAAUCACAUAUCAUCCACCUAUGGACGAGAACGCGCUUUAUAAGACAUUGAAGAACGAGUGCGAGCCACCAGUAAUGUUCGCAAUUAAUCGGAAUCUCUAUGCAUAUGUAAAAAUAACUAAUUUGAAUUGUUGCGUGAACAAGAUUUGCUGGAACGUAACGUCAAGAGGUCUCGCCUGCGUCGGUCAAGAUGAAAUUAUAUUAUUAGUUGAAGUGCUGCCGGAUGAAACACGGAUCCCGAAGGACCUUCUCAUAUAUAUUAAUCAGCUGUAUUUUGAAGCUAUUAAGGGUAACACGAUGACGGAACUGGGAUUUUUAGUAUACCAAGGUGGCAAUCUGUUGGGCUCGCGCGAACACACAGGGUUUCUCUUUAUUCGUCAAACGUUACAGUGUUUACAGAAGAUUAUUUUACCACCAGCACCUUUCCUGAUUGGGCUCUUAGUUCAUAGGUGGGAAACUCCGUGGGCUAAGGUGUUCCCGUUAAGGCUUCUUCUACGUCUCGGCGCGGAAUAUCGUUAUUAUCCUUGUCCAUUGGUAUCUGUUCGUUUCCGGGAUGCGUUGUACUUCGAGAUUGGACACACCGUCAUGAAAGUAUUAGCGGAUUUCAGGAACUUUGGAUACACUUUACCUGGUGUGCGAGGUCUGACGAUUCAUCUUAAGAAUCGAACGACGGACGUUAUGUUUCCCAGGAAUCGAUACGAUCAAGUCAUAAAGGGGCUCCAUAACUCGAACGACCACGUGUUGGCUUAUGCAUCGAACUUCAGUAUAGCUGCAGACUCGCAUCUGGUUUGCAUACAGACGAACACAGGUGACGAGAGCAGUUACCAGACGCAAGCGAUAAACAUUCACAAUAAACCAAGAACAGUAACCGGAGCCAGUUUUAUCGUUAUCAAUGGUGCUUUGAAAUCAUCAAUGGGACUUUCUGCCAAGUCUAGUAUCGUAGAGGAUGGAUUAAUGGUAGAAAUAAUGCCGGAGAAGAUGGAAUCCUUGAAGGCUGCUCUGAAAAAUAUGCAGGACUUUUCAAUCGGCUGUGGACGCCAGGGAGCGUCAGAACCGGACGAGACCGUGAACAUAAAAUGGGUCGACAACGAUGUGCAGUUCAACUUGGGAGUUAAGAGUCCCAUUGAUGGGCAAUUGAUGGAUGGCAUACCGUCUAUUAGAGUGCACAAUGGUACCGACUACAAAGGGACGACCCGAUUUAUACGCUGGACGGAAGUGUUUAUUAUAAAAUCAGAUGAUCAUUCAAGUGGCGUGAACGAUCCCGUGGAUAUAAACAAAUUGUCGGGGAGCAUAGCAAAGGCGACGUGCGCAGCGCUGGUCAAGUUGUUGGACCUUCUGGCGACGGCGGGUUUAACGAAGCUCGGUGUACGGGCAACGAUCCAUCCAGACAACGUGGGCUACGAGGCCGGAAGCGAAGGUACAAAAUUGCCGCCGAUCUACAUGAAGAGCUUGGAUAACGAGUUGAUUCAGGUUUUACACAAAGCCGCACAGAGUAGUCAGGACGCUCAUACAGUACUGGAAUUGAUAUUCUUCGUAUUAGAGGAUUGAAUAGAAGAGAAAAGGAGGCAAAUGUGAUGGAAUAAUUAGUGAAACAGCGAGCGUAUAUUCCAUAUUUUGUAAUGAUUGAUAUUUAGGAUAGUAUCGAAUGACUUUGAUUCAACGUGCAAUUUUGCGUAAUAUUACGGCACAGUGAUUACAUCGUUUCUAUGUUUACCUUUAAUCGCAUACAAUUUGUUUUGUAAUUUAAAAUGUAUUAUUUUUCUAGUUUUUCCGUAUAUUGCGAUCACGAAACAAGCAUUUUUGAUAUUGUUUUAAAAUCCCACGACGAAUUAUUGAUGUAAAGAAUCUUUUGUAUCAAGCAUCGACGAGCGGGAGGAGGUAACGAAAAUGAUGUUCGGAGCAACGUUGGGUGUCUGUGAGGAGAAGCCUCACUUCAACUUCUUCGUUUGCAAGGAAAGCAGUAUUGAAUGAAUUUAUGUACAGGAGUGUAUAACUUAUUUAUAACAUGUAUAGUCAAUUUGUAGAAUAAUAAUAUGAAUUUAUGUAUCGCUUGUUACUUUUGUUUCGUUAUGCUAAUUAUGCUAACGAUGCGUUUUCUCUGCAAAUGAAAAAUAAGAAGAUGAGGAUAACGCGCGUUAUACGAUAAUGAAUUGCGUUCGCAUUGUGAUUCGCUGUGAUUAAAGAUUUAUCGAUCGUGGGAACGUCGGUUUUGCGAUUGAUUUAAUUAAGACUCGAUCGAUGUAAUUGACACGUUGCUGGCCGCUCAGGGAGAUCUCUCUGUUUCAAAACGGAUCAUUGAACGAAAUUUGAAUUUAGUUCUCCAACAAUUGAAUCUAGAGAGACGUGAUGGAUUCUGAAUUUUAUAUGAUUUGUGAUUUGUAUGAUUCAUCGCCAUGCUAGAAAUUAUCAGUUUAAAUUAGGACAUUGUCCUUGCGUGUCAUGAAUUCAUGGACGCCCGGAGCGGGGGGCAAGGAGGGGCAAUUGCCCCCCCUGGAAUUGAAAAAUUGCAAUGUUAAAAUUCUAAGUCAUAAGCAAAAAACGAAAAGAAAAGAAAACAAAUAAAUAAUACACAUAAAUUAUAUAUCUGGUAUAAUAAGUUUCGAAAUGAAAAUUUUCCUUGUUUUUUACUUGAGUUUCCUAUUUUUAGAGAGACCUUAAGGUUUUGCCCUCCCCCUUGAAUUUUUUUCUGCGGGCGCUCACGGUCAUGAUGUUUACACUCAGGCGGUUGGCAGUGUGUUAAGGUUUCAAUCUUUGGAACAAUAUGUAAUAGGUAUUGUCGAUUUUUUUUUAGAGAGAGAGAGAGAGAUUAAGUAUUAUAUUUUGAAUAAAUAAUUUUACAUAAACAGAUCUGUACGUAAAGAUAUUUUUUAGAAGAGAGUCUCAUGAACGGACAUUUUUAUUCGAUAUUGUAAUCAAACUGCUAUAUAGAAUGUUAUAUUUAUUGCCAAAGACUUACGCAGAAUGUAUUCUUUGUUAAUGUAAAUAUCUGUUCUCAAUUGUGUGUUUUGUAAAGUAAACGGAGAUAUGUACACGUUUUUAUUUAUAAUUUGCAGCAUUUUCAUAUAAGAUUUUCUUAUAAUAUUAUGGAUGCUAAUAUAUUGGUUCAAAAUGGCAAUUGUUGAACGGCUACUCAAGCUCACAGACGAAUUGCCGUACGAACGUAAUGGAAAUGCGCGCGCAAGGGAACUAAUUCGCGAAUAUUAUUCCCAUCGAGGAGCAUAUACUUCUCCAUCGAUAAUAUUUUAUAUAUAGCGAGUCCUUUGCGAGUGGCACGAGGACGACUUGUGUAACGCAGUACUGUAAUGUAAUUAUUACUGUAUAUUUAUUGUUGUAUAAUAAAAUACCGUGUUAAAUACAUAUACACACAACACGUACACACAUGUACACAUCCAUAUAUACAUAGAGCUUGUGUUGUCAAGCGAACAGCGUCUCGUUAUUCGACUUUAACUGAAUGAUCGACGUGUAUCCGUGCGCUACCCCCGUAUUUGCACGUAUAAGGAUGUUAAUAAAAUAUUUUGUUACAA
Ooceraea biroi (clonal raider ant) is the source of this 6995-nucleotide messenger RNA. RefSeq names its product Smad anchor for receptor activation (gene Sara). Gene Ontology annotation, molecular function: metal ion binding. Gene Ontology annotation, cellular component: early endosome membrane. The record is from RefSeq and is a predicted model, not a curated record. Lineage: Eukaryota; Metazoa; Arthropoda; Insecta; Hymenoptera; Formicidae. Gene Ontology annotation, biological process: endosomal transport.